AAGAUAAGACACUUAAUUACGAGGUUCUUUCUUCUACAUACAUGAGCAAUGGACGAAAAUGAAUCUUAAGAUAAGGCUUCUUCCAUAGAAGACAAAGAAGCUUCAGAAUGUCGAAGCACAAAAAUUUAACGUUGCUUCAAACCUUUCUUGAGGUUGUCUCUUUCUCGAACAACUAUAUAUACAUACAUGGAAAGCAAUAACACAUGAUGGCCACAACCCCAAAUUUCACCACACCACCACCGCCACCACCUUCCGCCACCGCAGCGCCACCGUCCACACAUUCAUCACAAGUAAACACACUCGCCCUCUUAAUCGACAAAUCCAAAUCCAAAAACCACCUACUCCAAAUCCACGCAACUCUCAUUCGUCGCGGCUUCGACGACCACACUAUCUUAAACUUCAAACUCCAACGCCGUUACUCCGCCGUUGGCCACCUUCACUACUCCGUCACCCUCUUCAACCAAACCCGUAACCCUGACGUGUUCACAUGGAGCUCAAUUAUCCAUGCUCAUACCCAAUCAAAUCUCAACGACGAAGCACUUUCUUACUACAUUCAAAUGCUUACAAACCAUGUUCAACCCAAUGCCUUUACCUUCUCUUCUCUUCUCAAUGGAACAACCCUUCAACCCACCAAAGCUAUUCACUGCCAUGUCGUGAAAUUCGGUUUGGGUUUCGAUACUUAUGUGGCAACGGGUUUAGUUGAUGGUUAUGCAAGAGGGGGUGAUUUUGUUUCUGCGGAGAAACUGUUCGAUGAAAUGCCUGAGAAGAGUUUGGUUUCUUAUACGACAAUGCUUACAUGCUACGCGAAACAUGGGAAGCUCUGUGAGGCUCGGAUGUUGUUUGAUGAAAUGGAAGGGAAUAAGGAUGUGGUUGUUUGGAAUGUGAUGAUUGAUGGGUAUGCUCAAAAUGGGUUUCCUAAUGAGUGUUUGUUGCUUUUUAGAAGAAUGCUUGUUGAAAAAGUUAGGCCUGAUGUGAUUACUUUGUUGGCUGUUCUUUCUUCUUGUGGACAGGUUGGUGCUUUGGAGAGUGGUAGAUGGGUUCAUUCUUAUGUUAAGAAUGAGAAAAAUGGUGGUGUUGGAGUUGAAGUUCGUGUCGGUACUGCUUUGGUCGAUAUGUAUUGUAAAUGUGGGAGCUUGGAGGAUGCAAGAAAGGUUUUUGACAAAAUUGAUGGUAAGGAUGUUGUAGCUUGGAAUUCAAUGAUAAUGGGUUAUGCUGUUAAUGGGUUUAGUGAAGAAGCUUUGAAGUUGUUUUAUGAGAUGUGUAGUGUGGGAGUUAAACCUAGUUAUGUUACUUUUAUUGCACUAUUGACUGCUUGUGGACAUUCUGGUUUGGUUGCCAAAGGAUGGGAGGUUUUCAAUAUGAUGAAGAAUGAGUAUGAAAUGGAACCAAGGGUUGAGCAUUUUGGAUGCAUGGUUAGUCUUCUUGGUCGAGCCGGUCGUUUGCAAGAAGCUUAUGAUCUUGUGAGGAGUAUGAAGAUUGAACCUGAUCCUAUGAUUUGGGGAGCGUUACUUUGGGCCUGUAGACUUCAUAACAAUAUUUCUUUGGGAGAGGAGAUAGCAGAGUUUCUUCUGAGCAAUGAUUUAGCUAGUUCUGGAACUUAUGUUCUUCUUUCGAACAUAUAUGCCGCUAGUGGCUACUGGGUUGGUGCAGCUAAGGUUAGAGCUUUGAUGAAAGACAGUGGAGUUGAAAAGGAACCUGGUUGUAGUACAAUAGAAGUUAACAACAGGAUACAUGAGUUUAUUGCUGGUGAUUUAAAACAUUCUAAGAGUAAAGAUAUAUAUUUGAUGCUGGAGGAGAUGAAUAGUUGGCUCAAGGGCAAUGGUUAUACUCCAAAGACAGAUAUUGUUUUACAUGACAUAGGGAAGGAGCAGAAGGAGUUAUCCCUGGAAGUUCAUAGCGAGAAACUUGCAUUGGCGUUUGGACUUAUUAGUACACGUCCAGGAACUACAAUCAAGAUUGUAAAGAACCUUCGUGUUUGUUUGGAUUGUCAUGAUGUGAUGAACAUGAUAUCUAGAAUCACUGGGCGCAGAAUUGUAAUGAGGGACCGGAAUCGGUUCCACCACUUUGACAACGGUUCAUGUUCAUGUGGGGAUUAUUGGUGAACUUAAUCCUUAAAAUUCUUAUUUCUUGAGGGACAAAAACCUAGUUGAUACCAUUCAGUUUUUCAA
This is a messenger RNA of Trifolium pratense (red clover), 2168 nucleotides long. Its product is annotated as pentatricopeptide repeat-containing protein ELI1, chloroplastic-like. Lineage: Eukaryota; Viridiplantae; Streptophyta; Magnoliopsida; Fabales; Fabaceae. The transcript has a single exon. Bases 204 to 2102 code for a protein of 632 amino acids. Gene Ontology annotation, molecular function: protein binding; zinc ion binding; RNA binding. The record is from RefSeq and is a predicted model, not a curated record. Gene Ontology annotation, biological process: RNA modification.